UAUAUUCUUCCAGAAACACCCCCUCACCCCCCCAUGAUCCCCAAUAUCGUGAUUAUGAGUCAUGCCAAACAUUUCUCCGCCACAGCCCCAUGUGCUAACGUCACUUGCCGUACAUAGGAAUCUAUCCUGAUCUCUUCCCUUCCUCCAAAUCCACGGCCAGGAUCUCUUAUAAAGUCUUGCUUUGACCACGUUGAAGCCACCAUAUAUAGGAUAACCCUAUGCUCUUUUCUUUCCCUCUUACCAAAAGCUGUUCUCUCAUUUCUCCUCCACAUAUUUAAUUUUUGGCCAUGAGUGAAACCAUGUCUGGCCCCAGUGACUGGCUCCAAUUCUAUCAUCAAAACCUUCCUAAUCAAGUGACAUCUCCGGCCCACCCCGUGUCUGGGGCUCUGCUGGAUAAUCGAGUUUCUGAUGCCACUGUUGUCACCACCACCGUAACUUCACCUACAACGCUGAGUUCACUCGGCUCCGGAAGUUCUAUACCAGAUACCGGUGGCCACUUGAGCCCCGAGGGCCGUGUCUCGAAGCCCAUACGCAGGCGGUCUAGGGCUUCUCGACGAACCCCUACUACGUUACUCAACACAGACACCACGAAUUUUCGAGCCAUGGUGCAACAAUUCACCGGCGGUCCUACUGCGCCCUUUGCCUCGGGAGCGCACGCGGGUGCACCGAACUUUGGUUUUGGGUUAGGAACGCAUCAAGCCGGCCAUGUCAAUAAUCCUACUGCAAUGAUGAUGCCUCCAGGUCGUGGAUAUCACCUACAGCCUCAACCACAGCUGUACCAUCCGCAAAGCCAGCAAUACAUGUUUUCAUUAGGCAGCAAUAACGCACAUGCCGGUGAUCCUUUUCUUCAAAGGCUAGGCAGCUCAAGACCCAGAAACAUCGGUGUCUCCGAUGGUUUUGUGAUGGAGGGUGUUUCAUCUUCCUCCCAGGUUCCUUCUGCUAGGCCCCCUGGUUCCUCCGAUGAGAAUAGAACCAACAGUUACAUGUUUUGAUAAAGAUCACGGAAAGAAGAAAGUUAGGUACUGACUUGUUUUGGGAGAAAUUGUUGACCUUUGUAAAUAGAUAUCCUUCCUCACUUGAUAACAAUGUCGGCUUCACUUGGCUUUGGAUCCGGAGGGUUUGUUAUUUUUUUUUCUUCUCUGGUUGCCAUACAAUGGGCGAUUCGGGAAUUUGCUGAAGAUCAGCAGGCAAGUCAGGCUGCCUAAAUUUGAGGGAAAUUCAUGCAUGCUUAGUUUAUUUGGGUUUGUGUUUGGCUUUGGGACUUUUUUUUUUUUUUUUUUUUUCCCUCUCUCUCUCACUUGAUCAGCUUGUGAUGAAUAUUCAAUCCCGUUCGAGUGCAGAAGUUUUUUUUUUUUUUUUUUUUUUUUUUUGUGGAAUUUGGUUAAACCUUUUUUUUUUUGUUUUUUUACACCUAGCUAGCUCUAGCUACCAAUAUUGUACGAUUAUUUAAAUUGAACUUGGAAGCUUAUGAGUAUUA
Carya illinoinensis is the source of this 1477-nucleotide messenger RNA. Its product is annotated as VQ motif-containing protein 22-like. The record is from RefSeq and is a predicted model, not a curated record. Lineage: Eukaryota; Viridiplantae; Streptophyta; Magnoliopsida; Fagales; Juglandaceae. The transcript has a single exon. The coding region runs from base 288 to 992 and encodes 234 amino acids.